Messenger RNA from Colossoma macropomum (tambaqui), 3255 nucleotides. It is a transcript of the gene prkcda, whose product is annotated as protein kinase C, delta a. The coding region runs from base 281 to 2323 and encodes 680 amino acids. The record is from RefSeq and is a predicted model, not a curated record. Gene Ontology annotation, biological process: peptidyl-serine phosphorylation; intracellular signal transduction. NCBI's taxonomy places the organism in Eukaryota, Metazoa, Chordata, Actinopteri, Characiformes, Serrasalmidae. Gene Ontology annotation, molecular function: diacylglycerol-dependent serine/threonine kinase activity; ATP binding. The transcript is spliced from 18 exons.
GAGCGCACUGAGGCACCUGCAGAUCCGCUGGUUUCAGACUGGACCUCCAGCCCGAGAGCGCGCGCGUGUGGAAAAAGAGAGAGAGUAUAAAAAAGGAACAGGGAGAGAAAAAGAGCACCUGGGCGGCGUGACGUCACUCCGCCCUACUUCGCCGAGAAGUCCUCGAGCGAUCUGCACUUCCUCAAACGGCUGAACCACAGAAGGAGAAACUGGGCGGAAAGAAGCAACAGAAACGCCGCUACUUUCCCCCUUUAAGAGAGGCUCUGUGUGAGUGGCUGUCAUGGCACCCUUCCUGAGAAUUGCGUUUAAUGCCUAUGAUCUUGGUGCACUUUCACCGAUGGCUGAGGCGCCUUUCUGUGCAGUCAAAAUGAAGGAGUCGCUCAGCACAGAUCGAGGGAAGACUUUGAUUCAGAAAAAGCCCACCAUGUUCCCUGCUUGGCGCUCCAGUUUUGAUGCACAUAUUUAUGAGGGGCGUGUCCUACAGGUGCUACUCAUGCGGACUGCUGAGGACCCAUUAGCAGAAGUGACAGUGGGCGUGUCUGUACUAGCAGAGCGAUGCAAAAAGGCCAACGGUCGUGCAGAAUUCUGGGUUGAUCUUCAACCUUCAGGAAAAGUGAUGAUGUCAGUACAGUAUUUCUUGGAAGAUAUGGACACAGAGUCUCGUCAGUCUGUAAUGGAGGAGGAAGCCCCGACUCUGACUCGGCGUCGUGGGGCCAUUAAACAGGCCAAAAUCCACUUCAUCAAAAACCAUGAGUUUAUCGCCACCUUCUUUAGACAGCCCACCUUCUGCUCUGUCUGCAGAGACUUUGUCUGGGGGCUCAACAAGCAGGGAUACAAGUGCAGACAAUGUAAUGCAGCCAUACAUAAGAAGUGCAUCGACAAAAUCAUCGGCAGAUGCACAGGCACGGCGGCUAACAGUCGUGACACAGUGUUUCAGAAGGAGCGCUUCAAAAUCGACAUGCCGCACCGCUUUAAGACCUAUAACUACAUGAGCCCCACGUUCUGUGACCACUGUGGGAGUCUGCUGUGGGGUCUUGUCAAACAGGGACUGAAGUGUGAGGAUUGUAGCAUGAAUGUUCAUCAUAAGUGCCAGACUAAAGUGGCCAACCUGUGUGGGAUCAACCAGAAACUUUUGGCAGAAGCGCUCACUCAAGUCAGCCAGAAGUCCACAAAGCGGUCUGACCCAAACACACAGGAUACUGGAGUUUACCAGGACUUUAACAAAAGCCCGGGACCUGAUGCCACUGAUGGGACUCCGUAUGGUCUUCUCUGGGAGGGCUCCAGUCCUCGUCCUCCGUCUCGGAUCACGCACCAGACACGCAUCACUGCUGAACACUUCACCUUCCAUAAGGUCCUGGGCAAAGGCAGCUUUGGCAAGGUGUUUUUGGCUGAGAUGAAAGAUAGUGGGGAGUGGUUUGCAGUGAAAGCUUUGAAGAAAGACGUGGUGUUGAUGGAUGAUGAUGUAGAGUGCACCAUGGUGGAGAAGCGUGUGCUGGCGCUUGCCUGGGAUAACCCGUUCCUUACACACCUUUACUCCACCUUCCAGACCAAGGAACACUUGUUCUUUGUGAUGGAGUAUCUGAAUGGAGGAGAUCUGAUGUUCCAUAUACAGGAAAAAGGACGCUUUGACCUCUACAGAGCUACAUUCUAUGGAGCAGAAAUUGUGUGUGGACUACAGUUCCUCCAUGGGAAAGGCAUUAUCUACAGGGAUCUGAAGUUGGAUAAUGUAAUGUUGGAUAGAGAUGGUCAUAUAAAGAUAGCUGAUUUUGGCAUGUGUAAGGAGAAUGUGUUUGGAGACAAUCUGGCCACAACCUUCUGUGGAACGCCAGACUAUAUUGCCCCCGAGAUCUUACUGGGUCAGCAGUAUUCGUUCUCAGUGGACUGGUGGUCCUUUGGUGUGCUUGUUUAUGAGAUGCUGAUUGGUCAGUCGCCAUUUCAUGGUGAUGACGAAGAUGAGCUGUUUGAGUCAAUCCGCAUGGACACACCUCACUAUCCCCGCUGGAUCACUGUGGAUACCAGAGACAUGCUAGAGAGGUUAUUUGAACGAGAUCCAUCUCGGCGUUUGGGUGUUGUGGGUAACAUUCGAGCUCAGCCAUUCUUCAAGACUGUGAACUGGUCUGCUUUGGAGAGGAGAGAAAUUGAACCCCCCUUCAAACCAAAAGUGAAAGCUCCAAAUGACUGUAGUAACUUUGACCGAGAGUUUUUAAGUGAGAAGCCUCGUCUCUCUCACUGUGAGAAAGGAUUGAUUGAUUCAAUGGACCAGAGCGCCUUCGCUGGCUUCUCAUUCAUCAACCCGAGAAUGGAGCACCUCCUGCAGAAGUGACAGACAAAUGCCUUCAGCGCUUAGCAUGAGAGGAAAGGAUUCAGUAUGAUUUUAAGAUCAAAGUAUGCAGCCAGUACUUUUCUGUGUCACAAACAGGGUCCACUAGCUCUCUCCCUUCUCAAAAUAAAACUAGUUUUUGGGGCAUGGAUAUUUAGACCCAGAGCGAUGGUGUUUCACAUUUGCUGGACGAAUUUCAUUCAGUACCUUGCAAAGGCCUUGACAUUCGAUUCUUUCAGUGACUGAGUUGGUAUGGAGUUAAACUGGCCCUGUGGAUUAUGUAUUUCAUUUUUAUGGAGAACCAAUCACAACACAAUGAUUGGCACACCCUUGUAAAGUUCAUGUAGAUAUGACUUAGUUUCAUUCAGUGAGUUAAUCCUUUAACAGUAGCACAUUCAUUACUGAAAUUCAGCAUCAUUAGAGAACUAAUCAGUCAUUGAUUGUGUCCACAAACACCACUGAUAACGCCUUAGAGGUUGUUGAAAUACUUAAUGGAGAGCAAAGGAGAUUAUGUACAAAUACCAUUUAGGUCAGUGUGUGCAUGCUGCACUUUCUGGUUUUAUGUUGUACAACUUUGUGUUGUGACUUUGUAAUGGUAUUUUCGGCUUUAUGCAUAUGUGCAUAUGAUGUGUGUCAGAGUGCAAUUUUUGUGUAUGUGUGUAAGUUUUAGAGAAGAAAUAAAAAACAUGCAUUUUAAAAUGUAUAUUAAUCAAGCAUGUUUUGCACAUGUGAUUAACCCUAACAUAAGUACUAUGUAUAAUAUCUAAUCCUUAUGUGAGUCUUACACUGUAUAUGUGUAUGGUGUAUAGUGAGAAGAUGUAUAUAUUUGGUAUAGGCUCUCUUGGCUUUGUCUGUGCUAUCUACAUGUGCAGUGUUGAUGCGUUUAAGCUAUUUUUAUUACUGGCCAAUUAAAUGUGAGCAUAUGAUCAAACAUA